This is a messenger RNA of Arachis duranensis, 1160 nucleotides long. RefSeq lists its product as uncharacterized. The record is from RefSeq and is a predicted model, not a curated record. Lineage: Eukaryota; Viridiplantae; Streptophyta; Magnoliopsida; Fabales; Fabaceae.
AAGAAACCCUAAUACCCUUCUCGAACAGCCACCAGCCCACCACCCACCAUCCAAAGCUCAUCACCCGAACAGCAAAGGAGGUCGCCGAACCCUUCUCCUCGCCGUGGUUGCCACUGUUGCCUGUGGAAAGGUCUACUCGGCCCACUUCUCACCGUUCGUCUUCUCCUCGCCGUCGAACGAGAUCUGGGUCGAGCUCGUGGCGUCGCCGUCGAAUAAGGUUGCUGGGUCCGUCAGUCCUCGUCCCUUCGAGCUCUCUGUCUCUCCAUUCGAGCUCACUUUCCUGUUCGAGCUCUCUCUCUGUCCAAGCUCACUUCCUUUCUCUCUCGUCGCCGGCGCCACCUCCAGUCCGCCACACUCCCAGCAGGCCAACACCGUCCCAUUCUGCGGCAGCCACCAGCGUCCAGUUCUUCUCCAGACGCCGCCGUCCUUUCUGCUCCGCCGUGAUAGUCUCCCUCAUCUCCGACGGUGCGUGCCCUUCCUCUCCCAGAGAUUGAAGCUGCGAGUUCCUCUUUCCGCCACUCCGCGAGCUCUGCCGUCGUCUUCUGCGUCUCGUUGCCGUCUCCUUCAGCACGACUCGCCUGCAGUUCCAUCCCUUCCGGCGUUCAGCUAAAGUAAUAAGAUGUCGCUGAGGCGUUUCUUGGGAUUUUCCGAUGGUGAGCUGAUGAGGUCUGAUGCAAAACCUUGCUCCAGGUUGAUGAGACACACUGCAGGGAUAUACAGUGUUGGUGGAGCCUUAGGAUUUUGGGUCCUGUGCCGAUUGCACUAUGGCCCUCGAAUUACAAUUCCCAGGAGUCUUCGUUGGGCAGCUUGUGGUGCUGUAACUACAAGCGCAAGCACAGCUUUGCUGGUUCGUUUAUUUAGUCCCGAGUGUGAACCCCAGAAUAUCGCUGCUUAUGACAACAAAAAGUAGUACUGGCUGUUCCUCUCUCUCUUAUUACAUAGAAAGCAGAAAAAAAAUGAUAUAUUUUGGAUGCUUUAAUGAUGGACUAGCAACAGUGAAUCACACCACACCAGUAACUCUUUUAGCAUCUACUUAGUGGAUCAGGUUACCGUUUUAUUGCAUUUGUAAGUUUUAUUGUAUGCCCUUUGAAUUUUAUCGUAUAACCAAUGAAGGUCACUUCAUAACAUCACAAGGAGUAAAUUAAGCUAGUUACUUACCA